AUGAACGAUGGUGAUAAGAGGCUUAUCGUUGAGUGGGCCGUCAAGUCGAGCCCCACUUUGGCAAAAUCCGCGCGGCGCAGACGAGCAUCCCAGUGCAAAUCGACAGGACUUCAUCGCCGUCCGCAACUGACUGUUGCUCACAGCCACCUCAACCCCCCUUCUGCAAGAGUCUCUGACGGCUCGGACGUCUGGUGGCAGCGAGAUGGUGUCUGCCGGCAACGUAAAAGCCAAGUGCGGAUGAAGACGCCAUUUCUGGACACCUUGCCUGUGUUUCUCAGGACCUGCCUGAUUAUGUUUUGCUUGGGUCGAGCUAUAGACUCUUAUAUAUCGAAGGGGGGUCCUUGGCCUGACAAAUGCAAAGCCGGGGCGAGUGCAAAGUACGAGUCAAGCCUCAGCCUCGAUAUGGGGAUUUGGGCUCUUGCACCAGGCGCUUCUCACCAACGUCGACAUCGAGCCACCAUUCGUCUGGUCUUGAGCCGCGCAUGGCAUGACAGGCCCUUUCCAUAUCCAUGCCACCAGAUACCGCAAUCUCAGUCGCACGCACCAACCAUGUCUCGGUGCUGGUCAAGUACCCUACCCUCUUUUCCAAGUAUUGCGAGAACUUGGCCUCCAUGCCAUGUGCUUAACACAACCCCGAGAGCUCUAGAUCAACGUUCUUACAGGCCUAUUCAGCUAUUCACCGUCCACGGAGGACCAGUGGAAAGACGAAAAUUGCAUCUGGCGGAGCCUUCAAUCGCUUUCGUCCCCAAGCAUGCAUUGUCAGGCGCAUGUGAAGCAUCACAAACACUUUUUAUGUCAUGA
This is a messenger RNA of Ustilaginoidea virens, 801 nucleotides long. RefSeq lists its product as uncharacterized. Lineage: Eukaryota; Fungi; Ascomycota; Sordariomycetes; Hypocreales; Clavicipitaceae. The record is from RefSeq and is a predicted model, not a curated record. The transcript has 5 exons. Bases 1 to 801 code for a protein of 266 amino acids.